AUGGCUCAUCACCAUACCAUUUCAGAUCUAGUUGGGAAACUAAUGACAAAAUUGGAGGUUAACUGCAACCCUGACAAAUAUUACAAAAUUUUUAAGCAUCACGAAGACCUUCCGAACGCAAUACCUCAUAUUUACAAAGGCGUCAAAGCUGUCGAGGGAGACGGAAUUACUUCUGGUUGUACCAAGGAGUGGAACUAUAUUAUUGAAGGUCAAUCCCUUACCGUCAAGGAGAAAACUACGUACGACGAUGAAACAAGGAAAAUUCAUUACAGUGCGGUGGAAGGAGUACUGUUAGAUGAUUACAAGAAGUUCGAUGCAACACUAACAGUUAAUCCAAAGGAUAAUGGACAUGGAAGCACCGUGAGUUGGGUAAUAGAUUAUAAGAAGAUUAAUGAAGAUUCUCUGGUUCCUUUUCCUUAUCUGGCUCAUUUCCAUCAUAUCAUCGAAGACUUGAACUCUCACCUCUGCGCUUCUGAGUGA
Molecule: messenger RNA, 480 nt
Organism: Papaver somniferum (opium poppy)
Lineage: Eukaryota; Viridiplantae; Streptophyta; Magnoliopsida; Ranunculales; Papaveraceae
Product: major latex protein 22-like
Exons: 3
Coding region: 1-480 (159 amino acids)
Biological process (GO): defense response
Source: RefSeq, a predicted model, not a curated record